Messenger RNA from Myiozetetes cayanensis, 1122 nucleotides. Its product is annotated as polyubiquitin-B-like. Gene Ontology annotation, biological process: protein ubiquitination; modification-dependent protein catabolic process. The record is from RefSeq and is a predicted model, not a curated record. Gene Ontology annotation, molecular function: protein tag activity; ubiquitin protein ligase binding. Gene Ontology annotation, cellular component: nucleus; cytoplasm. Lineage: Eukaryota; Metazoa; Chordata; Aves; Passeriformes; Tyrannidae.
GAUCCGCAGGCCGGGGGCGGGGCGCGCGAGACCAUAUAAGGGGCGGGAGGGGGAUGUGUGGCGCAGUUGGAGCCAGGUGAGGCCGUGAGGGGCUUGUUCUGUCGACUUAGCCUGCCAGGCCUGCGGUUAAAAUGCAGAUCUUCGUCAAGACCCUGACCGGCAAGACCAUCACCCUUGAGGUGGAGCCCAGCGACACCAUUGAAAAUGUCAAGGCAAAGAUCCAGGACAAGGAAGGCAUUCCCCCUGACCAGCAGAGGCUGAUCUUUGCUGGGAAGCAGCUGGAGGAUGGUCGCACUCUGUCUGACUACAACAUCCAGAAGGAGUCCACUCUGCACUUAGUGCUGCGCCUGAGAGGUGGGAUGCAGAUCUUCGUCAAGACCCUGACUGGCAAGACCAUCACCCUGGAAGUUGAGCCCAGUGACACCAUUGAGAACGUCAAGGCCAAGAUCCAAGACAAGGAAGGCAUUCCUCCUGACCAGCAGAGGCUGAUCUUUGCUGGCAAGCAGCUGGAGGAUGGUCGUACCCUGUCCGACUACAACAUCCAGAAAGAAUCCACCCUGCACCUUGUCCUGCGCCUCAGGGGAGGGAUGCAGAUCUUCGUCAAGACCCUGACCGGCAAGACCAUCACCCUUGAGGUGGAGCCCAGCGACACCAUUGAAAAUGUCAAGGCAAAGAUCCAGGACAAGGAAGGCAUUCCCCCUGACCAGCAGAGGCUGAUCUUUGCCGGGAAGCAGCUGGAAGAUGGUCGCACAUUGUCCGACUACAACAUCCAGAAGGAAUCCACCCUGCAUCUCGUGCUGCGCCUGAGAGGUGGGAUGCAGAUCUUCGUCAAGACCCUGACCGGCAAGACCAUCACCCUGGAAGUUGAGCCCAGUGACACCAUUGAGAACGUCAAGGCCAAGAUCCAGGACAAGGAGGGCACCCCUGACCAGCAGAGGCUGAUCUUUGCUGGCAAGCAGCUGGAGGAUGGUCGUACCCUGUCCGACUACAACAUCCAGAAGGAAUCCACCCUGCACCUUGUCCUGCGCCUCAGGGGUGGUAACUGAACCAGCAGGUUGUUGCAUCCAAAUAAAAAGUUUCUCUGCACUUGUUCAUUCCAAUAAAGCUGUUGCAUCCACAAAA